AUGUCAGAUAUCGAGAAGAGAGUCUCUCGUGACGAUCAUGAAACGACUAGCGCCUCGGUUGACCAGGCACCCACUGGGGUGGUUGGAAUAUACAAGAAUACAAUGACUCAGGUGGUUAUGCUGGGAUUUGUAUGUUUUAUGGGCCCCGGACUGUUCAACGCGCUGAACGGAUUGGGUGGUGGCGGACGAGUCGACCAAACGACAUCUGCUAACGGAAACGCCGCUCUUUAUUCAACAUUUGCUGUUGGAGCUUUCUUCGCAGGUUCCAUUUGUAAUAAGCUUGGCCCCCGGCUCACCCUGCUUAUCGGGACAACUGGGUACUCUCUGUAUAUUGGGAGUUAUCUUGCUACGAACAUACAUGACAAUGCUGGCUGGUUCAUUAUUUUUGCUAGCGCUAUCCUCGGUCUUUGCGCAGGUCUCCUAUGGACGGCACAAGGCUCGCUGAUGCUCGCGUAUCCAACAGAAUCCAACAAGGGUCUCUAUAUUUCUAUUUUCUGGAGCAUCUUCAACUUGGGAGCUGUCGUAGGCGCAUCAGUCGCUUUGGGUCAAAACUUUCACAAUACGGCCAAUGCAGUGGGCAAGGGAACCUACAUUGGAUUCCUGAUUUUGACCCUCAUUGGAGUUGCUAUUCCAAUGUUCAUGGCCGAUCCAAAGACCAUGUACCGUGCGGAUGGCUCCAAGGUCACUGCUCCUCGCCAGCCGAGCUGGAAGACUGAAAUAAUGGGGUUAUGGAUCGCUCUCCGCACCGAUCCUAGUAUUCUAUUGCUUUUCCCCAUGUUCUUAGCAUCUAACUGGUUCUAUACCUGGCAAUUCAACGACUACAACGGUGCCCUGUUUAACAUUCGUACUCGUGCAUUGAAUAGUUUGGUCUAUUGGAUUUCGCAAAUCUUUGGUUCCGUGGCUAUCGGGCUCCUGUUGGAUAGUGGACGGCUAGGGCGCCGCCUUCGUGCUUUCUUGGGAUGGGCUCUUCUCUUCGCUAUGGUUUUUGGCGUUCAUAUCUGGGGCUAUUUCUACCAAAGAGAAUACACUCGCCCGCCCCCCGGGAGUCCAGAGCUCCCUCGUAUGGAUUUUAACGAUCACGGCUACGCCGGAAAAGUCUGGCUCUACAUCUUCUGCGGCUUGCUCGACGCAAUGUGGCAGACUUACUCGUACUGGAUGAUGGGAGCCAUGAGUAACGAUCCGGCUAAAUUGGCUAUCUUUUCAGGAUUCUAUAAAUCGAUUCAGUCCGCGGGUGCUGCCGGAAUCUGGCGUGCAGAUGGCAUGAACGUUCCAUACAUGAACAUCUUCGUCUCGACCUGGGCCCUCCUAGCGGGUGGUCUCAUUUUUGCUCUUCCCAUGCUACAUUAUCGCGUAAAGGAUCACACCGAACUCGCCGAUGAAGCACUCGCGCGCAUGGACGAGACUGGACGUGUCAAAGAAGUAGAUGAAGUCGCGCAUAAGAGCUAG
Molecule: messenger RNA, 1446 nt
Organism: Rhizoctonia solani
Lineage: Eukaryota; Fungi; Basidiomycota; Agaricomycetes; Cantharellales; Ceratobasidiaceae
Product: major facilitator superfamily transporter
Exons: 14
Coding region: 1-1446 (481 amino acids)
Source: RefSeq, a predicted model, not a curated record